ACGUGUAGCGUUUAUGGCAUAAAAUUGUCGUUGUUCUUUGAAACUGUUCUCCCUAAGCAACCAUUUCAAUUCGAAAUGGGUUAUAAGGUCGAAACGACUUACGACACAAUUCCAGAUAAAUCCAUCAAUAGUUUUCGAGCAACAUAAAUCCGAGUCACGAAACUUUCCCGACUUGUCUUGCACGCAACGUUGAAGUUCUUAGCGAAAGGAAGCUAAAGGAAAUCGCGCUUUCUGUUCAGUAUUUUCCCAAAGUUUUCAACUAUGAGUGCAUGUGAGGAGGAGGCUGAUUUUCCGGGCUUCGACUACGUGGUGGAAAUCAAGACAGGAGAGCCUAUAUGUUUCGGGUCGACAAUUUCCAGGAACACGGCGCCUAUCGGCAAAGGGCUUUCGCCAUUCCAGAAGCGAAACGCCCGGGAACUGUUCCCGCAUGGGCCGGCCAGUUAUCAUCCAGAAAACUUUACCUCCGCCUUAGAUGCAGUUCUGAACAAGGUGCGUAGCAAAAAGGGCGUCGCCCCCCUAGCGAGCAAAGACAAGCGGUUUAAAGAAAAAAUCAUACGAACGCCUUCGCCCGGAAGAUAUGAGAUCGUCUCAAAGCCAAAAACUGUGCCAAAUAUUGCGCCGUUCGGAUUCAAAGCCAAAUAUAAGCGAGCAGAGAACAACAACCCUGGUCCUGGAACUUACGACGUUGGGAGAAUUCGUAAAUGCCGUCGAACACGGUUUAUGAACAACUUUGGACGUCCUUCCAUGAUACACGCGGUGGAAACAGUGUGCGUUUCCGUCCCAUCGGACGUUUGCCUAAAGUGCAACGAAAUCAUCAAAGGAGACUACUGGCAUCAAGACUACAACGUCUUCUUGUGCCACUUAUGUUGGACGGAAGAAAUCCACGCGCAGGAAAUGUACACGAAACAGGAACUGAGGGAAUUUAAGAAAAUCCGCAACUGUUCCUUCAUGCACAGUCACGAGGGCACAGAUGCGGCCUUGCUAAUCAUAGCUCCCAACAAGCUGAAGAAGAAACUGCGCAUUGAAAAUUACCUGGAGACGUACAUUGAUUGCUAGUCACAAAUAAACGGCAUACAUAACACAUAAA
Messenger RNA from Dendroctonus ponderosae (mountain pine beetle), 1087 nucleotides. RefSeq lists its product as uncharacterized. Gene Ontology annotation, molecular function: cytoskeletal protein binding. NCBI's taxonomy places the organism in Eukaryota, Metazoa, Arthropoda, Insecta, Coleoptera, Curculionidae. Gene Ontology annotation, cellular component: ciliary basal body. Gene Ontology annotation, biological process: regulation of cell projection organization. Bases 262 to 1056 code for a protein of 264 amino acids. The transcript is spliced from 5 exons. The record is from RefSeq and is a predicted model, not a curated record.